Glycine soja is the source of this 519-nucleotide messenger RNA. RefSeq names its product F-box only protein 13-like. Bases 1 to 519 code for a protein of 172 amino acids. Gene Ontology annotation, molecular function: protein binding. Lineage: Eukaryota; Viridiplantae; Streptophyta; Magnoliopsida; Fabales; Fabaceae. The transcript has a single exon. The record is from RefSeq and is a predicted model, not a curated record.
AUGCAGAGAAGCCUCUCCAAGCAAUUUUCAUCUGUUAUUACUAAUAAAAAUGACCAAGAGAUUGUGUAUUUUCUUAGCUCCUCAGGGAAUGUAGUAGCUUGCAAUUUGACAUGCAAGUGCUUCUCUGAGUACCCCAGGUUGUUGCCUGUUUACAAUGAGUAUUCCAUUGAUGUUGUGGAGUGCAAUGGGGAGAUGCUAGUUGUUUUGCUAUCAGAAUUCUUGGAAAUCGCAACCCUUAGGGUGUGGAAAUAUGAUGAGGCUAAUAGAGGGUGGCAUCAGAUUGCAGCAAUGCCUGCAGCAAAUUCUCAUGAGUGGUAUGGGAAGAAAGCAGAUAUUAACUGUGUUGGUGUUGGUAACCAAAUCUUCAUAUGCUUGAACUCCACUGAGCUAUGCACUUAUGUUAUGUGUGAUUUGGAGACCAACAAGUGGGUUGAAUUGCCAAAUUGUUGCAUAAAUGGACAAGUCAUAGACUUUAUGUCUGCCUUUUCAUUUGAGCCUCAGAUAGAGGCUUUAGUGUGA